Molecule: messenger RNA, 2035 nt
Organism: Rhincodon typus (whale shark)
Lineage: Eukaryota; Metazoa; Chordata; Chondrichthyes; Orectolobiformes; Rhincodontidae
Product: zinc finger protein 271-like
Exons: 2
Coding region: 628-1917 (429 amino acids)
Biological process (GO): regulation of transcription by RNA polymerase II
Cellular component (GO): nucleus
Molecular function (GO): DNA-binding transcription factor activity, RNA polymerase II-specific; RNA polymerase II transcription regulatory region sequence-specific DNA binding
Source: RefSeq, a predicted model, not a curated record
AGCUCCCAAGGAGCUGAAAGGUGAAGUGUGCAGUUGUGAUGUCGUCUGCCGCUCUGCGGUUCAGGAUCGGAGCCCCGAGGCCACUGGACAAGAGGCGAUGGCUCCCGAACUGAGAGGGGACAUCAUUUCAGCGAUGGUGUAGCGUCGCUGCUUUCGUGUGCUGUUUCUUCUGCUGUUUCCGCCGAGUCCGAUUCGGAACAAAGGAGCCGCCUGCGGCUGGCCCUGACGGACAUGCGCACUGUCGGCUCAUGGGGGUAAUGACCGCGUUGGAUCGAGCAGUUUCUCCGGCGCGGAGACCUCUGGGCACAGGAGUUGCCAUUACUCACUUGCUUUAGGACAUUAUAAGAGGAGAAUUUUCAGACCAUAAGCUCAAAUCAAGCAUCAUAGGAAAACCUGAAAGAUAAUCAGUUCAGCAACAUUGGUCAUCAAAAAUGGAAACAAAAAGCACCAUGCUCAGCCGGGAGCUACUGUCCACAUAUUUUGUUUGUGAUUGAAGUAGUAACUGGUUGGCUAACCUGUUGAUACACAGUUGCAGUCACAUGGGCGAGAAUUGUGUAAAUGGCAGGGGUGUCUGUGGUAAAUAAGUUAAUUACCUGAUUGAGCUGGGAGUUCAUUCAUGGUGGUGAGAUGAUGUUCACUUGCCCUGUUUGUGAAAAGGAAUUCACUGAUUCAUCCCACCUGCUGAGACACCAGCGAGUUCACACUGGAGAGAGGCCAUUCACCUGCUCCAUUUGUUGGAAGGGAUUUACUCAGUCAUCCCAUCUGCUGAGACACCAGCAUGUUCACACUGACAAGAGACCUUUUAAAUGUCCUGAUUGUGAGAAAACAUUUAAAAGUAAACAGGAUCUGCUGAGACACCAACACACUCACACUGGUGAGAGGCCAUUCACCUGCUCGAACUGUGGGAAGGGAUUCACUAAUUCAUCCAACCUGCUGAAGCACCAGCGAGUUCAUACGGAUGAGAGACCUUUUAAAUGCUCAGACUGUGGGAAAUGUUAUAAAAGCUCAGAGGAACUGACAUGCCAUCAACGUGUUCAUACUGAUAAAAGACCAUUCAGGUGCUCUGACUGUGGGGCUGGGUUCACUCGAUCAUCUCAACUCACCAUACAUCAACGCCGUCACACUGGAGAGAGACCAUAUAUAUGCUCCAUGUGUGGGAAGGGAUUCACUUGCUCAUCCCAUCUUACAACACACCAACGUAUUCACACCAAUAAAAGACCUUUCAAAUGUUCUGACUGUGAAGAGAGGUUUAAAAGCAGAAAUGAGCUGCUGACGCACCAGCAUAAUCACACUGGUGAGAGACCAUUCACCUGUUCUGAUUGUGGCAAGGGAUUCUGUCGAUCUUCCCACCUCCUGAUACACCAGCGAGUUCACAAUGGGGAGAGACCAUUCAUCUGCCCUGUGUGUGGCAAGCGAUUCACUCAAUCAUCCAUCCUCCUGACACACCAGCGAAUUCACACUGGAGAGAGACCUUUCAUUUGCCCGGUGUGUGGGAAGAGAUUCACCCAGUCUUCCCACCUACUGACACAUCAGCUUGUUCACAAUGACAAGAGACCCUUUACAUGUUCUGACUGUGACAGGAAAUUUAAAACUAAAAGAGAUCUGCUGAUGCACCAGCGAGGUCACACUGGAGAGAGGCCAUUCACCUGCUCCACAUGUGGGAAGGGAUUCACCCAUUCAUCUCACCUGCUGACACACCAACGCACUCACACUGGGGAGAGGCCAUUCAUGUGCUCUGUCUGUGACAAGGGAUUCACCUGUACAUCCCAUUUACUGAGACAUCAAAGGGUCCACACUGGGGAGAGGCCAUUUACCUGCUCUGUGUGUAAGAAAGGAUUUACUCAAUCAUCCCACCUAAUAACACACCAGAGGAUUCACAUGCAACAGCAGGGAUUGGAUUCUGCUGAUAAUGACUGAACUAUGUUUAUUCUGACAGUUUUGUGCUUGUUUCUGAAGAUUUUAGUAACCCAUCUAACACCACUUGGGGUUAAUAUACUUGAUAAAUUUGAAAUAAAUCAGCACAGUUAAAAACAUA